CUAAAGUAGGUAUAACAUCUAUCACCAUAGUUACAACAGAUAAACAAGAUGACCAAAAAAUCAAUAACACUAGACGUAGAUCCAACUAUCAUGGAGAAAAACAUGCGUAUUGUGAAGGAUAAUCCAAUGGAAGAAGAAUUAAAGAAAAUAUUUGCGGAUACCGACACCUUACCAUACAAAAUAGUUAAACCAACACCAGGUUUUUGUGUGAAAACAUUCACUAAACCGGACAACAAGAAACUAUUUGUCAAUGUGUGUUUAACUGAUGCCAUACCAUGUCCCCGUGACAUCACAAACGAAGAGCUGAUGCAGAUCUUAAGUUCUGAAGACCCUUCCAGCUACAGAGUGCCAAUGAGCAUUGGAGAAGGCAGAAUGGAACCAGACAAGUCUGGCAUUCCAGCCACAGUUUAUGAUGUAGCCAUAAACCCUGAUUUCUUCACAAAAAUAGAGAAAGAUGAUCUCUUCCAGACAUUUUUCUUGACAGUUGUGUUUGAAGGCUUGCAAGAUAAAUACCAGUUCGAAGCAGACAUGUCAAAGUAUACUGUACUGAAACACAGGAAGUCCAUAGGAACUCUGCAAUCUCAUAGGAUUCAAAUACGGGAUGUGAAGCAGUGUGAGGAGAAAGUAAAGCCGCUGAUUGAGGAAAUUAAGAAACCCGUGCCAAAAGCAGAGACCCCUGCUAAGAAGGAAAUAGUUUACAGGUUGAGGAGGGAACCACCAACAGGAGAGAUUGAGUAUUUGCUGGCUGAAUUUAAGAUUCCGGAAUCGGUAAACAUACAAGACCUCAACUUAGAAGUUGGCGAAGACAGAAUUGUAUUGGAUUCAAAAGGUCUUUAUGAGCCUGUGGAUUUCUUCCUGCCAUGCAGUGUAGAUCAGGAUGUCAUUGAUGCUCAGUUGAAUAGGAAUUAUGAUAUGUUAUCUGUUAAAAUGCCAGUCAUCCACUAAUUGACUGAAUAAGUGUGAAAUGUUUGGGCUAUUAUGUAUGGGAAAAUAAAACGAAUAUACAAUA
Molecule: messenger RNA, 1009 nt
Organism: Colias croceus (clouded yellow)
Lineage: Eukaryota; Metazoa; Arthropoda; Insecta; Lepidoptera; Pieridae
Product: PIH1 domain-containing protein 1-like
Exons: 5
Coding region: 49-945 (298 amino acids)
Biological process (GO): rRNA processing; box C/D snoRNP assembly
Cellular component (GO): ribonucleoprotein complex; R2TP complex; cytoplasm
Source: RefSeq, a predicted model, not a curated record